This is a messenger RNA of Paramecium octaurelia, 543 nucleotides long. The record is from the annotation of a GenBank genome assembly. Lineage: Eukaryota; Ciliophora; Oligohymenophorea; Peniculida; Parameciidae.
AAAGAAUUAUUACAUAAACUAUUGAGGGAGCAUCUAUAAUAUUAUGAAAACAUUAAAUCAAAACUGUUAUUUAGGUUGCAGUUAAGGAUUCACACUAAUGUUGGCAAGAGAAAACUUGCUUUCAGUGAUGGAUACACAGCAAUUCUACGACUAUAUAAGAAUAGUAGAAAAAUCAUUAACUACACAGUAGAAAUAGAGUGUUCUUAAUGAAGUUAAUGUUACCAUGGAAAGUCAUAGAAUAUCUAUUGAUGUAAAAAACAUCUUAUUGAUGGCAGAAUUGAUGACAUUCAGAGGUAUUUAUUUAAAUUUAAGCGAAUUAAGGAGAUCUUCUUGGGUUGGCAGGAGCAGGAAUAGAUUAAUUUAAGAAUUCAGCCUCGAUGCUAAUUCCUUCCAAAUAACAAGGGAGAGUUUUUAAUGUUGCCAUUUGAGGAAAGAAAGAUUCGAUGAAUGAUGCAUCACAACGAAUAAUCAUUGGAUAGAUUGUACCAGAAGUAACAGGAAUGUUUGAUUUGACAUUCAAAGUUAAAGACAAUGUAAUCUAGG